Molecule: messenger RNA, 4813 nt
Organism: Cimex lectularius (bed bug)
Lineage: Eukaryota; Metazoa; Arthropoda; Insecta; Hemiptera; Cimicidae
Product: probable cation-transporting ATPase 13A3
Exons: 16
Coding region: 177-3554 (1125 amino acids)
Biological process (GO): intracellular calcium ion homeostasis; polyamine transmembrane transport
Cellular component (GO): membrane
Molecular function (GO): polyamine transmembrane transporter activity; P-type transmembrane transporter activity; ATP binding
Source: RefSeq, a predicted model, not a curated record
AUGAAAUCAGUUGAGUUCCAGGUUCACGGAUUGCCAAUAGUUUCCAUUUCCAGCUUUACCGGGGGUGAAAUUUGGGGACGAGGACACGUAAUUGAAACCUACUGGAAAACAAGUUCGUUUCAUUACUUGACACUACUAUUUUGCAGUAUUUGAUAGGGGUAUCAAGCCGAGAAGGGAUGAGACAAAAUGAGGAUCAGGACAAACGUAAAACGAAGGGUUACAUCAAUGAAGGCGAAGAGGAAGAAAUGGUAAUUUAUGGUUAUAAAGAGCAUUUGCCGUUUCAAGUGGCGACUUGGAUUGGUUAUUUUCUCUCCCUGGGACUCCUGCGGCUCGUUUUUCACUGGUGGCCACAUCUCAUGCUUUAUGCCAAGCAUAAACAAUGCUCUCUGGACGAAGCGACGAAACUUCUUGUUAUCGAUUCGUUCGAGAAAAGGUUCAAGCUGAUGUUCGUCAAAGACGUUAGAAUAAUCUCAAUUUCAAAUUGCAGAGAAAAUAUUUCAACUUACUUAUACGUUGGUGAUAGUAAUGAAAAAUCAAUGAAUAGCUUGAAAAUUCAUUUAGCUGAUGGUAGAACAAAAGAAUGCUCAGACCUGAGGUUUGUCAAAGUUAAAAAAAUCAGCUACAUCUGGGAUCAGAGCAAGUUCAAAUUUGUCCGACUCGUAGGCCUUGAUAACGGUUUGAAACAGGAAAACUUUUCAAGAUUCACUGGUCUCACGUCGAACCAUCAAAAACUGAAGCAAUUGGCAUAUGGAUUAAAUGAAAUCAUAGUGCCCAUUUCGUCAAUACCCACUUUGGUACUGCUGGAAGUGCUGAACCCGUUCUACAUUUUCCAAAUAUUUUCCAUGUCGGUGUGGCUAAGCGACCAGUACUAUUACUACUGCAUAGCCAUUAUCAUAAUGUCAGUGUUUGGAAUUUCUUCGUCAGUCUAUCAAACACAUAAAAAUCAAAAACAUUUGAACGAAACCAUCCAUUCGACGGAUGUAGUGACUGUUAAAAGGGGUGAGAGCGGUUAUGAAGAAAUCGAAACAUCCAGUUUAGUCCCAGGUGACAUUAUAGUCAUCCCACCCCAAGGAUGUACGGUGCAUUGUGACGCCAUUUUAUUAAACGGACAGUGCAUUGUUAACGAAAGCAUGUUAACAGGUGAAAGUGUUCCUGUAACGAAGAGUUACCUGCCGAAAACCUCCAAAGUUUACACUGCUAAAGAAGACAGCCAACACACCCUAUUUUGCGGCACGGUUGUGAUACAGACUAGGUAUUACGGUACUGAAAAGGUACACGCCUUGGUGACCAGGACCGGCUUCUUGACAGCAAAAGGCGAUCUGGUGCGGUCGAUCCUUUACCCGCCACCGGCAGACUUCAAAUUUGACCAGGACUCUUUUAAAUUCAUUUGGCUUCUGGCGUUUAUUGGGAUUCUAGGAUUCGCAUAUACCAUUUAUAUUAAGACUUCAGAUAACUUGGAAUUGGUUGAAAUUGUAAUAAAAUCACUUGAUCUAUUUACAAUUGUCAUUCCGGUGGCUUUGCCGGCUGCGAUGACGGUCGGGAAGAUCUACGCUCUCAAAAGACUGAAAUCGAAGAAGAUAUCCUGUAUCAAUUCCAGGGUGAUUAACGUUUCUGGAUCGGUGAACUGCGUCUGUUUUGACAAGACGGGCACUUUGACGGAAGAUGGCUUGGACAUGUGGGGCGUCAUUGCAGUCAAUGAAAAAUAUUUCGACACGCCGUGCUCCAGACCAGGCGAGACGACGAAUAAGCACUUGCUGCACGGAAUGACGACUUGCCAUUCUGUGGCGAUGGUGAACGGGGCUUUAUGUGGUGACCCGAUCGACACCAAAGUCUUCGAAAGCACCAAUUGGACCAUUCACGAGCCGUCGGUCCCAGACGAAAAGAAGUACGACUUGUUAGCACCAACCGUCGUCAGGCCUCCUGCCACCGAAGUUGAUUGUUCGACGGAGACGGAGAUUGGCAUAUUGCAUCAAUUCGCUUUCGCUUCUGACCUCCAGAGGAUGAGUGUGGUGACCAGACAACUCGGCAGCAAAGACCUCAUUUUAUAUUGCAAAGGCUCGCCCGAAAUGAUUAUAUCGCUGUCGAACCCAGAGACCGUGCCUUCGGAUUUCAUGCCGAAAUUGAGGGAAUAUACUGAACAGGGCUACAGGGUAAUCGCUCUCGGAUGGAGGAAGCUUGAGACAGUGAGUUACCACAAACUGGACAGACUGAGACGGGAGGAUGUCGAACGUGACCUGAACCUGGUCGGUCUCAUCAUCCUUGAGAACAGGGUCAAGCCUGAGACGAUUCCUACUAUUGAAGUUCUAAAGCAGGCUAAAAUCAAAAUAAUCAUGAUCACUGGUGACAACAUUCAGACAGCUGAAAGUGUGGCUAGAGAAAGCGGCAUUGUUUCUCAGUUCGACACGAUUCUGGAGCUCAGCGUUGGCAGCAAUGAAUCGAAGCAACCCGAAAUCUUUUACACGAAAGUCACCAAAGCCCAAGGCUUGACGAGUGACAUGUAUCAGAGGUUCACAAAAGAGGUUCUCGACCACGGGAAUUAUAAAAUUGCCAUGACCGGCAAAGUUUGGGAAGCGAUCAGAGGUUCUAGGGAGGAAUUCUUUCCCAACAUCUUGUACAAAAGUGUAGUUUUUGCAAGAAUGGCGAGUGAACAGAAACAGCAGGUUAUAGUCGAAUUGCAACAAACUGGAUAUUACGUCGCAAUGUGCGGAGACGGCGCUAAUGACUGCGGAGCUCUGAGGGCGGCCCACGUCGGAGUAUCUCUGUCUGAGGCGGAAGCUUCUGUAGCUUCUCCUUUCACUUCCCGUGUGCAGAACAUCUCCUGCGUUGAGGUGGUCAUCAAAGAAGGCAGAGCCGCGCUGACCACGUCCUUCGGCGUUUUCAAAUUCAUGAUAAUAUACAGUGUGAUCGAGUUUUUCUCGACCAUCCUCUUGUACAACAUCGGCACGAACCUGACCGACUUCCAGUUUUUGUACAUCGACAUGGCGCUGGUCCUAAACUUCGCGUCACUUUUCGGCAGGUGCAAGGCGUACCAUGGACCCCUCGUGGCUCAAACACCAAUGCCCAGCAUGUUGCACAUUUUGCAGAUUCUUUCCCUCAUUUUCCAAGCCGUGAUCAUCGUCAGUAUUCAACUCAUUUCGUCGUACGUCGUCCGACAGUAUUCCUGGUUCGAGCCGUUUCAAUACAAAGGGUACAAAGAGUACAGAUCGUACGAAAACUUCGCGGUGUUCAGCGUCUCACAGUUCCAGUACAUCACGGCUGCCUUCGUCUUUUCACAAGGGCCUCCGUUUCGAGAACCAAUUUACACGAACAAAAUAUUUUUCGCCUCGAUAUUAACGAUGAUUCUUGUUUGCGUGUACGUAACUUUAUAUCCUAGUGAGUGGAUAGUAGACGUUUUAGAGUUCAGAUACCCACCGGAACCUAAUUUUCCUAUUAUGGUGAUACUCUUCGGUUUGGUUCACUUCCUGGUUUCCAUGUUCUUCGAAGAUUUCUUCAUUAAUUGGUUUCUGUUCAAGAAAUUACGAUGGGGUGUAAAAUGUAAUAAACCUUUGAAAUAACUCUAAAAAAUGAAUUAACCAACUUUUAAUAAUUUCCACGAUAAAAAAUGAUUUUCCAUAAUGAAAAAUGAUAUUAUAUAAUGGCUGAUUCCUCGGUUAUUCUAUUUUAUAGAUUUUAUCCUCUGUUAACAACAGUUGCCACUUAAAAUAGUUAGUAAUUAAAAAUAAGAAAACAUAAUUAACAUAUUUGUUAUUUAAAAAAGAUAUAUUACUUGUACAAAUUUAUUUAAAACAAUAAAUUAGCUUUAGAUAUACCAUUGGCGAUGUCAGCCGUCGACCAGGAGUUAUCGUACUGUAACUUUCUAAAUAUUUUAUUUUUCAUUCCUUCUUGUCCCAAAAUGACAGUAUUAAUACUAAGUUUACAACGAAAUUAGAUAGACACAGAAAAUCAAUUUAAAAAAGAAAAAGUUAUCAUAAAAAAUGAUACAACAAAUAUGAUGUGAAAAAAAUAAAAAGAGAAACGAUAUACAAGAAAUUCUUUCCAAUUAAAAAUAACAUUCGAUUUUCCCCAGUAAUUAUGGUUUACAAAUAGAAAUAGUGUACGCUAGUUUUUUAAAUCCUAGGCAUGUAGAAUAUAUAAAAUGGAAUAAUCGAGGUUUAAUAAUUUAUCAGGGUGGAAUAUUCAACAUCUAACAUAAUUUUUGCUUAGAAAAAGUUCAAACAAACCUUUUAGCAAUAAUUAUUUAUUUAUGAUGAAUUAUGAAAAUAUUGCGAUUUCUUCGACCUGAACGAGUACAUGCUGUUCUUGCUCAUUUUUCAUCAGUUCAUCCGUGUUGUAUUUUGUAUGUAUAUAACAUUAAACACGUUUAUAAAAAUUAUCAAAUAUGAUAGAUAAGUGGCGCAAAAAGUACCUUUUGUAUAUGUAAAUUAAAUAAAAACAGACAAUUUUAGAAUAAAUUACAUUAUGAACCUUUCUUAGACUCGUAUUUUUAUUAUAUUAUAUUUGCUAUUGUUUGUUUUAUGUAAUAUUGAAAAAGAUAUUUCUGUAUUAGUGGACAUGACAAUUUUUUCGUUCAAACCAUUGGAUGAAUUGUUAUAUAAUAUGUUAGCGAACAUUUGGUUUUCUUCCGGAAUGUUACCUCAUUUUGACGUAACACUUUUCAACAUUGUAAAUCUUUCAAUUUAUUUGUUCUUGUAUAUUAAAGCGUCAAAUAAUUUCGAACCUACUGGGUGGUGGGAAACUAUAUCUGUGAUAUAUUAUAAAAAUGAUCAAAUUUUAUGUAAAUAAACACUUAUGAAAUAUAAGUUAUUUUUUCGAG